CUAUGCACACGCCGUAUACCCCGUGCGGAGCCAAGUGGCACGGAGUUACUGAAAUUGGAAAUGCGCCCCGACAUUCAGUAGCUCAUUAUCGUGAUCAGUUAUCACUGAUCCGUCCUGGCCAGUUUCUGUGGACACCCUAUGCAGACUGUAUCCUCCCUGAGUACUGCAUUGAUUCGACUGCAUCCUACUUGUGCGAUACUUAUUUGGUGUGCUGGUCAUUUGUCGAGGCACACGAGGCUGGACGCGUUUGUCGACAAUUUAACCGCUACCAGCGUAUUCCUCAGUACUGUGAUAGGAUGCUACAUAGCUCCGGCCAUUUGAGUAAAAGUCAUCGCCGUGGGAGGAAGGGCGCUGAUUGGGCUAAGGUACAUAAGUUCUUCAUUGAUGAAUGGGACUUGCGCCACGACAGGUUCCAAGCAACUUUUGACCACGCAACGGCGACACUAGGUGGUCGCAUUAAUCCGGGUUAUAUGGCGUGGUACAAUAGGAUCACCGUGUCGUACCUAGUUCAACCUGGGACACAGUCAACUGACGGGAUGAACGAGGCAGCCUCUUCUAAUUUAUUGGCGGUUGAGACCCUUCAGGGGAUAUGGCAUUUGACCUCUGAGCAUGACACAGACCCUCGGUUCAUUCAGAUUCGAGACAUGGCUGCUUCGGUUCAAAUCAACCAACGCUCUAAUCGGCAACUCUCUCACACCCCUCAAGACGUUAUUGUAGCACUCCGACAUGUUUGUGGUGGCCACCCCCCACCUAAGUCCACCAUCGUAGCACAGUGA
Salvia splendens (bonfire salvia) is the source of this 776-nucleotide messenger RNA. Its product is annotated as serine/threonine-protein phosphatase 7 long form homolog. The record is from RefSeq and is a predicted model, not a curated record. The coding region runs from base 3 to 776 and encodes 257 amino acids. NCBI's taxonomy places the organism in Eukaryota, Viridiplantae, Streptophyta, Magnoliopsida, Lamiales, Lamiaceae. The transcript has 4 exons. Gene Ontology annotation, biological process: meristem maintenance; meristem development.